Mugil cephalus (flathead mullet) is the source of this 7668-nucleotide messenger RNA. It is a transcript of the gene rusc2, whose product is annotated as RUN and SH3 domain containing 2. The record is from RefSeq and is a predicted model, not a curated record. Gene Ontology annotation, cellular component: cytoplasmic vesicle. The coding region runs from base 358 to 5421 and encodes 1687 amino acids. The transcript is spliced from 13 exons. Gene Ontology annotation, molecular function: protein binding. NCBI's taxonomy places the organism in Eukaryota, Metazoa, Chordata, Actinopteri, Mugiliformes, Mugilidae.
UCCGCUCCGCUCCGGCCCUGCCCAUCCCGGGGAUGCGCCGCCUGCAGUCCUCCACGGAGAAGACAACACAGAACACCGGCGGCUCUCCUGCUCGGCAACACACAUGCUAUUCUUCAUCGAAAACAAACACGCCACCGACAACCCGAUACAAGAUGUACCACUCUGACCAUGGCAUAGACUUCCCUGACCUCUCGUUCCAAAUCCCUGGCAGCCCUGCAGAGCUGUGCCCAGCAAACAACCUGUGAACACGACUGUCUACACACAACGCUUCGACCUUUCUCUUCACCCUCACUGGGCCUCUCUCUCUUUCUCUCUCUGCUUCUCUAGCUCCAGUCCCACCCUCCCUCCUCUUGGACCAUGGACAGCCCUCCUAAACUGUCUGGCGAGACCCUGAUUGUGCAUCACAUUCCCCUGGUGCACUGCCAGGUGUCAGGAGGCCGGCAGGGUGGCUGUGGAAGCUCUCUGAAGAGGAGCAACCCGUUUAGCCCACCGGAAAACCUGGGAUUGAGUCGCACCACUUCCCUCCCAGAGAGGGAUGUCCUCCAAAGGGAGGCUCUGCUCUACAGCAGCCUGAUCCAGACCUCCAGCGGCACCUGGUCCUCUAACAACGGAGGAAGGGGAAGGAAGGGUGGCGGCAGAGGAGGCAGCACGGCGAGUGACGACUCAUCGUUUACCUCGAGCAAUUCAGAGGACCAGUUGAUCACGGCGCACACGUUACCGAGGGCCAAACCACGAAAUCGGAAUCCUUUGCGCCAUAAUCCGUUCCUACUGAAUACCGAGGAGGACGAAGAUGACGAAGAGGAGGAAGACGAUGGCGACAACCUCAGCGGUUACCUUGAAGACUCCUCUUUUCACCUCCACAGUGACACUAACUGCGACCUUCACGACGGGUUGGCUCCCUUUCAUUUGCACAACCUAGGGUUUUCUUCUGAGCCGUUUAUUUUGCACAGCUCCGUGGGAGGGAGUCGCCGGGAGUCCCUGAGGGGAGUAGCCUCGGAUCUUUCCAACCACCUGGACGACCUGGACAUCUUGGGACUGGACAGCCAGCGUCGCCAUGGAAGCAGCGGCUCCAACAUGUCCAUGGAUUGUGGGGAGCAUGACUGGGGUGAAGACGAUGAAGAAGAUGAAGACCACCCGAUGAGGUGCGGGCGAAGCAGCAAGACGGGCUCCUACUCUUCUAACUCCUCCAAUCAGCACUGCUCCUGCUGCGCCCUCUCGCAGAACUACCCGCAGCAUUUCCCCGAAGCCUUCUCCGAGCCUUUCUCAGAGUGCCUGCAGGGCUACGGCAGCGACUCCUCUUGCAACAGCUCUGAUGGCGUUCUCGUCAACUUCAGCGCAAUCUACAACAAGAUGAACAACAGUGUCCCGGAGAAGCCGUCGGUGGCCGGGCACACCAACCUCAACAGCUCCACUGACCACUCCUGCACCUCGUCUGUUUCCGAUCUGCCCGGAAAUCGAGACACGACCGGAGGGGCUUUCUAUUUGGACCUUCACACCUCCCCGACCGAACCUCCUCUGUCACAGCAACAGCCCUCCUGCCUUGGCAACACCUUCCCUCUCAUCCGCGAACCACACCUGUCCUCCUCCUCCACAUGUUCCUGCUCUGCAGAGCACCAGGAGGCUCUUGGCCUCGACGCCAACUGCAACUCCUACCUCCCUCCUCACGGCGGUUCCUCUGGUGACCUCGCUUCCUGUCUGCAAAGUCAAGCACGCCUGGUUGUCGCCACCCAGAACUACUACAAACUGGUCACCUGUGACCUCUCGUCCCAGUCGUCCCCGAGUCCCGCGGGCUCCUCGGUCCACAGCUGCUCCGACGAGCACAGCAAAGGCAGCCCGACCCCGACGCAGCCCAGUGAAUAUUUUCUGUUCAGGCAGCGAGCUGAAGAGCAGGGUGUGGAGGAAGAGGAGGAAGAAGAGCCAUCGAAAACGGAUGAUAAUAAGAAUGAGGAUGAAGUGGAUGAAAAGGAGGAGGAGGAGGACGAGAAGAAGAAGAAGAAUCAGGUGGCAGCCGGUGGAGGUGAAGCAGCUCCAGCUGUGAUCGAAGGCCAGGUAUACGUCAACGUUUCACCUCCCGUGGCUGGCCGAGGCCUGAUCGGAGCUGGGUCCUCCUCAGGAAGCCGCCUUCGUUCUCGAAGCUACGAUCGCAACCUGGACAAGUCUCCUUCGCCGCGGCUCGGCUCCCUGGAGCGCAUGCUGAGCUGCCCUGUCCGGCUCAGCGAGGGCGCCGCGCCGGUCCCGACCCCCCCUCCGCGGGUCACCUCGUUUGCGGAGAUCGCCAGAAGCAAACGGAGAAAUGGAGGCGUGGGUGGGUCGCCGUCGCUGAAGACAGCCGGAGACCCGUUCGCCUCCACUUACUCCACCCACUCACACUCGUCGGUGGAUUUCUCUCCCAUCCCGGAGCAACGCGUCGAGGUGGACAGUCAGACCCUGUCACCGGUGCCCUUUACCAGAUGUUACAGUCAAGGCAGUAUAGAGCGACACCUGGAAGGGACGAGGGAGACCAGAGCAAAGGCAGAAGGUGGUCUCUCCAGUUCCUCGGACGGCCGCCCGGCAGUGGUCCGCUACAGCAAGGACCAGCGGCCCACCACCCUCCCCAUCCAGCCCUUCACCUUCCACCACCAGUUCACCUCCAAACCAGCCCAGCCCAAGCCCCUGCUGCCCCUGCUCACAGGCUACGUGUCUGGGAUGCAGGCCCGCUCCAGCUCGGGCUCCGGGUCGGGCUCCGGGUCUGGCUCGGGCUCCGGCGGCCCCGUCGGGGAGGCGGCGGGCGACGACCCGGCCGAAAACGCGCACAGGUUCCAGGGUUCUCUCGUCACGGCGGCUCCUCCUCCUCCUCCCGGAUCGGUUCGGCCUUCGCCUCUCGGGAGCUACUCUCCGGUCCGGCUCCAGGGGGCGCCCAGCUCCGGGACGUGCUCCACCUGCACGCCCAGCCCUCAGCCCGCACACAGCCUCUCCUGCCCGCUGUCAGCAGGCGCCGGCGUCCUGCGCACACCACCCACGCCUAAACAAGGCGGAGGGUCAGCGGCGUUGCCCCCGACUCCUCCGCCUCCGUCGCUGGGGGCGAAGAGAGGGAAGGUGCCGCCGGUUCUGCCACCAGUGCAGGGACAGUGCAUCCACCACGGAGCGCUUCACACCGACACUCUGAGCACGCUGGGCUGUCUGGACUCUGGGAAGCACGUGGACGGAAGCAAAGGAUCUGGAGCCAGGACGCAUCAUGCGCACCACCUCUCUCCUCAGGCUCUCAAGUGGAAGGAGUACCGUCGUCGAAACCCCCUGGGUGUGGAGAGGGUCUCGGGGGCCCACUCCUCUGCAGGAUCAGGCCCCCUCUCUGGUAACAUGGAACCCAGAAGGGGUGGGGGACCACGACCUGCCAGGCGCAAUGUGUUUGAUUUCCCUUCGGCCCACUCCGGCCACUCGCUCGGACGGCUACAUGCAGUGGGCCAGUCGGUUAAGAUGCAGCAGAGCUACAGCGACUUCUUGCCGGACUACUUCUCGCUCACGGAGAGGCCUCCAGAGGAGUUCUGCCUCUCCCCCGACGCUUCCACGUCCUCCUCCUCCUCCUGCUCUUCCUCACAGUCCCACGUCUCUGUUGACCUGGUCCAGAAGAGAGGUUUAGUGAAAGCUGUGAACACAGCGGUGGAUCUGAUUGUCGCACACUUUGGCACAAGCAGAGACCCGGAUGUAAAGGCUAAGCUGGGGAACAGCUGGGUGAGUCCCAACGUGGGCCACCUCAUCCUGAAGUACCUGUGUCCGGCCCUACGCGACGUGCUGCAGGACGGUCUGAAGGCGUACGUGCUGGACCUGAUCAUCGGCCAGCGGCGUUGUCAGCCCUGGAGCCUCGUGGAGGCCUCCACACAGCUGGGCCCGUCCACGCGUGUCCUCCACAGCUUGUUCUCAAAAGUGAGCCAGUACUCGGAGCUCACGAGCCACAGCAUGAGACUGAACGCCUUCAUCUUCGGGCUGCUCAACCUCAAAUCUUUGGAGUUCUGGUUCAAUCACCUCUACACACAUGAAGAUAUCAUAGCGACACACUACAGCCCGUGGGGUUUCCUCCCCCUGUCCCAAGGGGCCUGCCAGCAUCUCUUUGAGGAGCUCCUCCUCCUCCUGCAGCCCCUCUCCCUCCUCCCCUUCGACCUGGACCUCCUGUUCGAACCGCACCUCCUCCAAAAGGGGCAGGAGCAUCUGCGUCGCAAGGAGCAGCUGUGCUCCGCUGGGCAGAGCGCCGACCAGUCGAGCCGCUCCACCUUCCAGCUCAUGAGGGGGCUGAGCGUCACCGUCGGCGAAAUGGUCCGGGACUCCGGCGCGGAGGCGAAGAAGGAGAGGACGGGGCUGAGGAGGGAGGGGACGUGGCCGAGGAUGGAAGGGGCCAGGUCGAGAAGACUGGGGACGUCAGCUGAGAGCAUGGCGGCCGGGCCCGUUGGCAGGGCGACGCUGAUGGAGGCGGGGUUCGCCAAUCUGUGGAAGGAGAGGGGGAUGGAAGGGCAGAGAAUGAAAGGCGUGGGUCAAGAGAGCAGCGCAGAGGGAGAGGAUGCACAUGAGAAGGACAGGAGGAAGGACAAGGCUCCUUCAGGGGAGGGGCGCCAGCGGCAGGACAGACAGGCCGGCUGGUGGUUUCAGCUCAUGCAGUCCUCCCAGGUCUACAUCGACCAAUCGGCAGAGGGGUCAAAGUUCGUCAGGACCGAGAAGAGGAAGAAGUCGUCAGAGAGGCGACAGAACCAGCUGCCGCCCACGAGGGAAGGAGUGGUGGAAGGGGCCGAGUCGAGCCAAGAGGGGGAGGGCAAAAAAAAAAGGAGUGGCGCCGGCUCAGCUGGCCCCAAGGGACGGCCCUCCUGGAUGGGCAGCCCCCCGGAGUCCGUCCUCAGCCACGAGAAAGAGGCCACUCCUCUGGAGGCCGCCGAGGCCGGAGCCCAAGCUGCAGCCCAGGAGGAAAGCCCCUCCCACGGGCAGAGUUUGCGCUGGGGGAGGCUCUUUGGCUCCAGCGUGGGUUCUCCUUCCAGAGCGGAGGCGGCUGAACAGAAAGGAAAAGUCCAAAAGACAAGGCCUCCGUCCGGCUGGCUCGGUUUGGAUCGGUCUGUUCUCGACCUCGUAGCUCAGACCAUCGGAGGAGGCAGCGCGAAGAAGACGGAGAAUCCUCCAACACCGACUCAGACCCAAACCACCGCACACCCACCACCGCCGACCCAAACAACUGAAGCCAAACAGUUAUCUCAGUGCGAAGUGCGAGCGCUGUGCCACCACAUAGCCACCGAGCCCGGCCAGCUGAGCUUCAACAAGGGCGACGUCCUGCGGGUCCUGAGCAAGGCCGAUCCCGACUGGCUGCUGUGCUCCCUGGGCUCCACCGAGGGCUUGGUCCCCAUCAUCUACGUCACCCUCAAAGGCAUGGAGGACAGCCAGGAUGUCAGCGGACUCUGGAAGUACUGAGCAGAGGGCGAGGACCUCACCCAACAGAUGAAAGCCGUCUGCUCCGAAGACGGAGGCUGCCACACGUCUGCUGGUGUUGGCUGUACAUUGGGAGUAUUUCUAAAGGAAAAAAUAAAAAAAGAGACACCGAGGGAAGCAUGCAGGCUCAACCACAAACGCACAUCUGCUCCAGAGCAUGCACACAUCCAAAAACCAAAAGACCUGACGAGAAAAACCAAACCCAAAGACUGUCACACGCUUCUCUUUCUCUGUUUAUGUGCGAAGCUGCUGUCCUACGAGCUUAACCACGCGACCAUCCAUCUCUACUUUGGACAAAACGACGAGGGGGGUGACGCGCGGUAGUUCACAAUAUGAUAAACUAUACCAUGCCUGGCUGCACUUUGCUGUACUCUCUGUGCCACUCUUAAAACACAGUGCUCAGACUCUCCCCUCAGUCCCUGGACAGGUUCAUUUCCUGUUGCUUAACUAGUGCUGAUCAAUCCUUUCAUUCAUAGAGAAGCCAGUGAAACUUAAGAUUUACGGUGAUUGAUCUCCAUAUUAUUAUGAUUGAUAUUAUUAAAAUUACGAGACGCUGAAUGAUUGAACAUCCACUGACACAAACACCAAUCCGUUCCCUCCUCUGUCUUAUCUGGUCACUGUCCAUCAAAGCCUGACUGUUGGGUAAUAAUCUUUUAUUCCUUCCUUCCUGAGAAGGCAAAGCCAGGAUGAAUCGGUGGCGCAUGUAACUUUGCAUAAACGUUUCCCCGCGUGCCACCUGCUAAAGUUUAAUCUCUUCCAAGAAGACUUGACGCCAUUUACGUUUAAAUUAAAUCUGUACUGCAAACGCAUGCACCGAUCAGCCACAACAUUAAAACCACUGAAAGAGGAGGAGUGAAUAACACUGAUCAUGCUGGGAAACUUUUGGAUCUGGUAUUCGUGGUGGAUGUUACUUAGACACGUAGCAGCCACCUGGACCAGACCAGACACCAAAACGUUAUAGCAAGGACGCAGCCUGACACAGGCACACACACAAAAACACUACUAAAAAUCCCAACCCACAGGACCUAAACACUAACAACAUCCUAACAGGACAGACCCGUGUCCAUGUGGUCAUAAUCUUAGGCCUGAUCGGUGUAUGUGGCUUACAGGUAUGAUGAGUUCUGUUUAUUUAUUGGCCUCUUUAGCUGGGGUAAAAAAAAAAAUCAGGACGAGGAUGGUUCCCUUCGCCAGGAAAUUCUCCGAAUUAGUUUCACGUUCUGCUUUCAGAAAGAUCUCAGUAUGCCUUAAAGUGCUGGAGGGAGGAACAGGCCGUCACCACAGCCGACAUCACAGCUUAUAUUUUAAAUAUUCUACGACACGUCACAGCGGACGCAAAGAUGCUCGUUUGAGUUGUAAGAAAGCUACGGGGAAAUAAAGACGCGUGGUGAUAUUUUUGGAUGUUUAAAGGGAAACCCCAGCACGUACGGCUUCGCGGGCGUCCGUGCCGUUACGUACCCGCGACCCGUCAAGCCCCGGGUGUAAAAAUGUGGCCUUAGGUUCAGACUGCUGACAAUUCCAGCUGUAUGUAUUACACCUGGAUAGAAGUUAACGUGUAUACAGAUGCCCUCUCCAGAUAUCACACACGAUGAAGUGGUAAAGGUAAUGUACAUUUAUUAAAUACAUGAAUGCUUGUGUAUUUUUUCGAAAGCCUAAACAGAAAACUAGUUUUUCUUUUGUUGCUUUGUUGUACAGUUUUAUUUUUAGCAUUUGAUUCUCAUUGAAAACUGUAAAUAUAUUUAAAUCUUUCAGCGGUUCAUUUCUGCCAUAGAGUUAUAUGUACGAAUGUUAUUAAUGAUUUUGUCGGUGCAUUAUUUCCCGUUUUAAUCCAGAGAGCAAGUAUAAGCUUCAGUUCCAAUGCUAACUAACCUGCUGACUGUAAUACGAGUUACCUGUGGUAGUAGAAGGGUUUCGAUCCUCCCCGGUUGGUUUGCUGUUCAUCGACAUCCCGCUCAGAGUUCACGUACGGACAUGAACACAUCGUAGUGGUUAAACCAGAGAGUCGUGCAUCAAGAUGCUACGCUCGGCGUAAGAAAGAAAGAAAGAAAGGAGAGAAGGAAAAGAAGGAUGGUUCUCUCUGUUCUCUGUUUUUCCUGGCUGCCUCCUGCCUGUAAAUACCUUCAGCAUCAGUGGCACCGCUCUUCUCUCUGUGUCCAGGCUAUAUGAUGUGUACGUAUGACAUUAUCAAACUACUAUGGAUGUUAAAUAACAAAGUGCUCAUGUGGUCACGAA